GUUUUUAUGUUACAGAAACCGGGCACAUUUAUUUCGACGUUACACCAGAUCUUGAUCUCGUUUCUACCUUGACAAAGAUAAAUGAACAAUUCUGUAAUAAAAUGGACCCAUCCCCUAAACCAAUACCCACAGCAUCAUCAGUAUCGAGUCCAAGCAAACCUGUAGACGCACAAAAUAUAGAUACGCAUGGAAUUAAGGAAAAAAAGACUAUGGCAAAAAAUAAUCAAAAUAAAGAAUUGAAAAAUUCAAAAACCUCAAAAAAUGAAACUUUACCUUCUGCACGAUUAUCUGAUUUAGGAGGAAUCGAUGCUUGUAUAGAAGAAGUUUUGGAAUUAGUAGCAAUGCCAUUGGCCCAUCCAGAAAUAUAUUUACACACUGGCGUUCAACCACCAAGGAUGUGGGAAAACAUUACUUGCAAACGCCAUUGCUGGGGGGUACAGUUUAUUAGCAUUUCUGCGCCAUCUGUAGUAUCUGGAAUGUCUGGAGAGUCUGAAAAGAAAAUUAGAGAUGUUUUUAAAGAAGCCAAGGUGAGCCUAGAAUCACCGUGUCUUAUUUUUAUUGAUGAAAUUGAUGCUAUCACUCCAAAAAGAGAAACAGCUCAACGGGAGAUGGAAAGACGAAUAGUCGCACAGCUGCUAACAUGCAUGGAUGAUUCACUUGAUCCGGCACUUCGUCGUGCCGGAAGAUUUGAUAGAGAAAUUAGUAUAGGAGUUCCAGACGAGCAAUCACGAGAAAAGUACGUUUCUCUAGUACAUUUAAUAAUUGCAUCAAAAUUAAAACUCUCUGGGGACUUUGACUAUAAAACACUUGCAAAAUUAACACCUGGGUAUGUAGGAGCUGAUCUAAAUGCAUUGACGGCUGCAGCUGGUGUUAUAGCUGUCAAGCGAAUAUUCACAAAAUUAAGUGAAAAUAACUGUGUCAUGGAUGAAGAUUUGUCUGCAAUGCACAUAGAUGGAAAGCAGCAAGAUUCUAUUGUAUCGGAUGGUUUAAGUACCCCAUUCGAAGAUCAAUCUCCUUCAGAUCAAUUGCGUUCAAUAUCCAUCUUUCUUAAAAAUCAUCCAGACCCACUUACGGAAGAGGAACUUGAACCUCUUAGUAUCACUAAUGAUGACUUUUUUCAGGCACUUUCAAAAGUUCAACCUUCAUCUAAGCGGGAGGGAUUUGCUACAGUACCUGAUGUUUCUUGGUCUGAUAUUGGUGCAUUAAGAUUUGUGAGAGAUGAAUUAAGAAUGGCAAUAGUUGAACCGAUUAAACAUCCAGAAUUAUUCAAAAGAGUUGGAAUAACAGCACCUUCUGGAGUUUUGUUAUGGGGACCACCUGGAUGUGGAAAGACGCUCUUGGCCAAGGCAGUGGCCAACGAGAUUUUUAAUCGCGCCAGGGCAUCAUCACCAUGCGUCAUAUUUUUUGAUGAACUUGACGCGCUUUGCGCACGACGUAACGAUUCACAGUCUGAAACUUCGGCGCGUAUCGUUAACACACUUUUGACUGAAUUAGAUGGGUUAGAAAAUCGAAAACAAGUUUAUAUUAUUGCAGCUACAAAUAGGCCAGGUAUAUAUCAGAGAUUUACUCUUUUAUAUGUAGGGUUACCUACAGCAUCUGAACGAUAUGAAAUCUUAAAAACUUUAACAAAACAGACCCCCUUAGGCGAUGACGUUUCAUUAGAAAAAAUUGCCGAAGAUGAAAGAUGCUCUAAUUUCAGUGGCGCGGAUUUGGCGUCCCUGAUCCGUGAAGCUGCAGUUGCAGCAUUACGAACUACUCUUUAUUCACAAAAUGAAAUCUCGGUAGAUGGUAUAAUAAAACCCGAGAGUGAACUUCACGUAACUUCAAUACAUUUUGAAAUGUCAUUUUCUAAAAUAUCACCAAGCGUGUCUAAGUUAGAUAAACUAAGAUAUGAUUCAUUGAAAAUAAAGUUUGGUUAUUCAUCUUGA
Racocetra fulgida is the source of this 1928-nucleotide messenger RNA. Lineage: Eukaryota; Fungi; Glomeromycota; Glomeromycetes; Diversisporales; Gigasporaceae. The record is from the annotation of a GenBank genome assembly.